AACCCUCCUGUACUUUUUUAUCAGACGUCGAUCAGAGGGCUGAACCUAUGUGAUAUCUGAUGAAGUAACAAAUUGAGACUAUUCUUGUUGAUGUACAGCAUCAAAUGUGAAAAUGUUAGAAAAUCAAACGUUUCCUGGAAAUAUAUCAGACAUUGAGCACUAUGGGUCUACCAGACGGACGGGGACGUGGCUAACUUUGGUUACAGGCAUUUGCUUGUCGCCGGUAAUCGUGCUUGGAGUGCUUGGAAACAUCUUCUCUUUGUUAGUAUGGGUGAAAGGUCGUCGGCGGAAAACCUCCACAGCUCGGUAUCUAUCAGCACUUGCCGUUGCCGACAUCAUUGUGUUAUUGACGACAGCACUGGAGUUCUGGCUGAGCUACGUCGUGUAUCUUGAUAUAAAGGUGACAGGGACGUUCACGUGCAAAUUCUUCUACUUUAUGGCGUUCUUCGCACCCUCUCUCUCGGCGUGGAUUCUAGCAGCUGUAACUAUCGAGAGAGCGCUAAGUGUGUGGAUUCCUCAUAAAAUAAAUGUAGCGUGCCAACCUGUAACUGCGGUGGUUGUAUCAGGAGUGGUAUCUUUCCUUUUAUGUUUGCUCUAUCUCCCUAUACUGACAAGUGUCGAUGUGGUCGAUGUGUAUACACCUACAUCCACAUGGAAAGAAUGCAGUCCUUUAUCCGACACCAUCUACCGUCAAAAUCUCCAUGCCUGGUUCUACAUCGAUUUGUGCAUAUUUUUCUUGCUUCCAUUUGUGGUAAUGCUGAUAUGCAAUGUGUCUAUCUUAGCAAAGGUUGUCUGUCUCGCACAGAAACGCAGCGCUUCUCUGCACGCACGUGGGCAGAAUCAAACCAGUGCUAAAAGUAAGAAAAUGUUGAAGACUGUCACAAGAAGAAUUGUCAUACUUACUAUAGCAUACAUUGUAUGUAAUUCACCGCUUUCAGUUCUAAACGUGAUUUUGUCUUCAUCAAAAGCGGACUAUAUAGUAGAAGCAGAACACGUGCAAUUUUAUAGAAUACCGUUCCACGUGCUGAUGUUCGUGAAUAAUGGAGUGAAUUUCUUACUUUACUGUCUAAUAGGCUCCGGAUUUAGGAAAGAUUUUAUGAGUAUACUAAGACCUAGCAGUAGAACUUCAACGACAAGAUAGCGUGAGAACUGACGGAUGAUUGAUUGGGCGGAAAGAAAUACUGUUCUAACCGUUUUCUUUGCCAGUAUAUAAACAUCAUGGAACAACUUUCAAGUGAGAUAUAUUGUUUUGGCAUAUGUUAUGAAAACGUAUUGCGUGUACCGAGCUUUAACUAAAAUAUAAUGAUUAUAUAAGCAAAAAAGUCAAAACCUAUUGAGAAUAAUUACGUACGUUCCCUGUUAGUGUCUUUGCCUCUUUGACUAGUUUGAUUGUAAAUGGUUCGGAGUUGAAACUAUAAUCAGCCGUAAUUAAAGUACAAUAUUCGAAA
This is a messenger RNA of Mercenaria mercenaria, 1448 nucleotides long. Its product is annotated as galanin receptor type 2-like. Lineage: Eukaryota; Metazoa; Mollusca; Bivalvia; Venerida; Veneridae. Gene Ontology annotation, biological process: G protein-coupled receptor signaling pathway. The record is from RefSeq and is a predicted model, not a curated record. The transcript has 3 exons. Bases 113 to 1141 code for a protein of 342 amino acids. Gene Ontology annotation, cellular component: plasma membrane. Gene Ontology annotation, molecular function: G protein-coupled receptor activity.